AGGCGCGUCACGGCCACAUGGCCUCGCCGCUGCAGUGCGCAGCCUCGCCCGCGACUGCUGGGUGUGAGAUUAUGAUGCAAAAAUAGAGCUUCAGACCCACAAAGGGAGUCUCUGCACGGCGGAGAACAGCUCUGAAUCCGAGUAAUACGGACUAGAGAACAGUUUUGCAGUACUGCACGGACAUUGUACACGUUGCACCGGCCGUGCUGUUCCAGUUCACAACAACCCGAGGAGAGAGGAAGGGGACUCGACAGCUGCACUUUUAUUAUCCUGUAUGUUGAUCUGGAGUCUCUGUGGGGUUCCCUGGAGUGCAGUCCAGCAAGGAUCCACAGAAGGGAAGGUUCUUCAAACGCAGAGCUUCGCGUUCAAUUCCUCAGCCCAAGGAGGGCACAUACUCUCCCACCCACCUCCUGGGGAGCGGGGGUAUUAAAAUAGGUUUCACCAGUUGAAAGACGCCUGCAUUUCUUUUUUUUUUUCUGGAUUUACGUGCUCAGAAGUCUCGGAUCCAAACCCUUUUCCAGCCUGUGUGCGUAACUUCCCAUGCGUUUGGUACUGCCGGUCUUGUAAUCAGUGCUUUGAGGUUAAUUCACAUUAGACUGACUGAACCGGAUCAGCGAUUAGUGUCAGUUCUGUUACACUUCCACAAGGACGUGUUUUUUCAUCAUCAAGAGCUACUAUCAAGAUAAUAAUGUAGAUUUUGUCUUUCCUAGCGGGGUGGGUACACGGAUUUUGCGUCGUUUAUAAAGAAAUGUUACCGUUGGAAUUUCGCGUUCUGCUCGCUGCCACUUCUUGCGCACAUUGGGAUGAACUGACGGCACCGCAUCCCUUCUAGAUGGAUUUGCUACGCUGGAACAAGAAAGAUUUGUAAAACAAAUAAAAUAAAUAAAUACAGCUUCUUGAUUAAGCCUUUAUUUACUAACCGGUUGCGAAAAUUAAGACUGUAGUAUUUAGAGGGGAGGGAUACACUGAUCGGACCCUUGGGCACUGCUUUGGAAGGUUCCCUACUGCUUCCUUGCCUCAGAGACUCUGAAUUGUGGUUUAUUUUUUUAUUUUUUGUUUUUUCUGAAGGCGUGAAGAUGGCUUUUUUCUUCUUCCCGUUCGACAGUCUGAUCUGCGUCCUCCUGGGGAUAUCCUUCACGGUUUGGUUUACUCUGCUCCUGGUUUUUAUAAUCGUCCCCGCCAUCUUCGGGGUCUCCUUGGGCAUCCGCAAAUUGUACAUGAAAACGCUGCUUAAAAUAUUCAAGUGGGCGACUCUCCGGAUAGAGCGCGGAGCCAAAGAAAAGAACCACCUUCUUUAUAAACCCUAUACCAACGGCAUCAUUGCCAAGGAGCCCAUGUCACUGGAGGAGGAGAUCAAGGAGAUCCGGCGCAGUGGCAGCAGCAAGGACUUGAGCAGCCCCGAGUUCGAGAUGAGCGACAUCUUCUACUUCUGCCGCAAGGGAGUGGAGAGCAUCAUGGACGACGAGGUGACCAAGCGCUUCUCCCCGGAGGAGCUCGAGUCCUGGAACCUUCUCACGCGCAGCAACUACAACUUCCAGCACAUCAGCCUGAGGCUCACCGUGCUGUGGGGGCUUGGGCUGCUCAUUCGGUACUGCUUCCUGCUGCCGCUCAGGAUCACUCUGGCAUUUACUGGAGUGGGACUUUUGGUGGUUGGAACUACAAUGGUGGGGAUAUUGCCGAAUGGGAGAUUCAAAAACUUCCUGAGUGAAAAAGUCCACCUGAUGUGCUACCGGAUCUGUGUGCGAGCCCUGACUGCUAUCAUCACCUACCAUGAUAGCGAGAACAAGCCUAAAAACGGAGGGAUUUGCGUUGCGAACCACACCUCCCCCAUCGACGUGAUCAUACUGGCCAGCGACGGCUGCUACGCCAUGGUGGGGCAGGUCCACGGUGGUUUAAUGGGAAUCAUUCAGAGAUCCAUGGUGAAGGCGUGCCCACACAUCUGGUUCGAGCGCUCCGAGGUUAAAGAUCGCAGCCUUGUGGCCAAAAGGUUAAGUGACCACGUGGAGGACAAAACCAAACUGCCCAUCCUGAUAUUCCCAGAAGGGACUUGUAUCAACAACACCUCUGUGAUGAUGUUCAAGAAAGGGAGCUUCGAGAUCGGAACGACAAUGUAUCCAGUAGCCAUUAAGUAUGACCCUCGGUUUGGAGACGCUUUCUGGAACAGCAGCAAGUACGGUAUGGUCAGCUACCUCCUGAGAAUGAUGAGCAGCUGGGCCAUAGUCUGCAGCGUGUGGUACCUGCCCCCCGUCACCAGAGAGGAAGGAGAGGAUGCGGUACAGUUUGCAAACAGAGUCAAGUCUGCAAUCGCCAGGCAAGGCGGUCUGGUGGACUUGCUGUGGGAUGGCGGACUGAAAAGGGAAAAAGUGAAAGACACUUUCAAGGAGGAGCAGCAGAAGCUGUACAGUAAGAUGCUGGUCGGGAAUUCUGAAGACCGCAGCCGAUCUUGAGAACUCCGGGCGGGAGAGGGGGCGGAACUCUGGGAACGCCAGAUUUGGGAACGCUGGCUUUCUUUAAAAGCUGAAGGCAGACAAAACAAUGAGAGCCUGAGCUCUGAGACACUCCUCCUUUUCGACUUGCCUUCCUCACUUAACUAAAAAUAUAUAUAUAUAUAUAUAUAUAUAUAUAUA
Molecule: messenger RNA, 2627 nt
Organism: Polyodon spathula (Mississippi paddlefish)
Lineage: Eukaryota; Metazoa; Chordata; Actinopteri; Acipenseriformes; Polyodontidae
Product: glycerol-3-phosphate acyltransferase 4
Exons: 14
Coding region: 1077-2447 (456 amino acids)
Biological process (GO): triglyceride biosynthetic process
Cellular component (GO): endoplasmic reticulum
Molecular function (GO): glycerol-3-phosphate O-acyltransferase activity
Source: RefSeq, a predicted model, not a curated record